Molecule: messenger RNA, 633 nt
Organism: Acanthosepion pharaonis
Lineage: Eukaryota; Metazoa; Mollusca; Cephalopoda; Sepiida; Sepiidae
Source: the annotation of a GenBank genome assembly
AUGGUGCGUGGUGGGUCGAAGCUGUGGCUGCCUGAGAAGGAAAAACGUUCAUUAUUUAUUGCUGUCAAGACAUACUUCUUCGGAUUGCUUUCCAAAGGUGAGACACAUCUAUCUAUCUAUCUAUCUAUCUAUCUAUCUAUCUAUCUAUCUAUCUCAGAUUUAGCUAUUAAACCCGGUUUCUAUUCCUCUCAAUGUCUUUGCCUUUCUCUCUCUCUCUCUCUCUCUCUCUAUCUAUCUAUCUAUCUAUCUAUCUUUCUAUCUUUCGCCUUAGUUUUGCGUCUGUCUUUAAGUCAGUCUGUCGGUCUCUGUUCCUCUAUCUCGCUCGCUCUCUCGCUAUUUAUCUCGCUACCUCUUUCUACCUCUCUCUCACCCACUCUCUCUCUCUCUCUCUCUCUCUCUCUCUCUCUCUCUCUCUAUCUAUCUAGUAUUUUUAUAUCUAUCUUGCUCGGGUUUCCUAUCUAUCUAUCUAUCUAUCCAAGUCUCUUUGUCUCUAUCUCUCCAAGUCUUUUUUAUCUAUUUCUCCAAGUCUCUUUCUAUCUAUCUAUCUAUCUAUCUAUCUAUCUAUCUAUCUAUCUAUCUAUCUAUCAUUUUGUUUGCAUGUCAAUUUGCCUGUUUCAAUCUCUUUUCCUGUGA